UUGGUCCCGACCUCCCUCAGAAUCAGAUCUUUUACCAAUAUCUUCCCUUCCUUAAAUAAGACCACCCCUUUGAUCUCAGAAUCAUCAUUCCCAUUUCCUACCCAAAACCAUAAACUCUUAAAAAUAUCUCCUCUUUCAAUCUACAACACAUGGAAAUGAAUACCCAAACCACACCAAUGGAGGUCUUACCCGAAUAUGAUGUCUUUAUUCACACUUCUGAUGGCACACGCAUUCCAGCCCACACAACCAUCCUGGCCUCGGUGUCUCCUGUUUUCGAGAACAUUAUUGAUCAACCGCGCAAACAACGCAGCUCCGAAAGAAUAAUCCAAAUUCACGGCGUUCCUUCCACCGCCGUAACGGCUUUCGUCGGCUUCCUCUACUCAUCCAGUUGCACGGAGGAUGAGAUGGACAAAUACGGAAUCCACCUGUUGGCACUAUCUCACGUGUACAAUGUCCCGCAACUCAAACAGAGAUGCAUCAAAGGUCUUGUUCAACGGUUAACAUCAGAAAACGUGGUGGAUGUACUCCAACUCGCUAGGCUCUGCGACGCACCGGAUCUCCGUGUCCGCUGUAUGAAGCUACUCACCAAUCACUUCAACGCGGUUCAGAAAACCGAAGGGUGGAAGUUCCUCACCAAACACGAUCCCGUGCUUGAACUCGAUAUCCUCCGCUUCAUGGAUGAAAGCGAAACGAGGAGAGAGAACUCGAGGAAGCAUAGGGAGGAGCAAGGGUUGUAUGCGGAACUUUCGGAGGCGAUGGAGUGUUUGGAGCAUAUAUGUACGGAAGGGUGCACCGACGUUGGACCAUACCAUGUGGAGGUUAAUAAAGAAAAGAAACCGUGUAGCAAAUACUCCACCUGUCAAGGGCUUCAGCUUCUGAUUCGUCAUUUUGCAACAUGCAAGAAGAGGGUGAAGGGAGGGUGCUGGAGGUGCAAACGUAUGUGGCAGCUGUUUAGAUUGCAUUCAUAUGUUUGCCAACAAACUCAUGAUUCCUGCAAUGUUCCUCUUUGCAGACAAUUUCAAUUGAGAAUGGAGCAAGAGAAAAGGAAAGAUGAUCCCAAAUGGAAACUACUAGCAAGGAAGGUGGCAUCAGCUAAAGUAAUGUUUUCCUUGUCUCUCCCAAAGAGAAAAAGAGAUGAAGAAAUGAGAGUGACCAUAGACAAUCGUGGGAUCAGAUGUUUUGGUUACAAUGAAUAUUGUAACAAUAAUGUCUCGGACAAUCGAUGUGUUUCAUGUUGAUAGUUCCUUAUCUUAUUUUGAAAAUUGCUUUUUAGAUGUUGUAUGUAAGGUUAUUGUUAGUGGUAGUGGCUCUUAAAUUGAGGAAUUAGCAAAUUGAGUGUUUGCUUGAAAUGUAAAUUUUGGUGGUUGUAGUUGUGCGCAAAUUGAACCUCAUUUGCCCUGUCAUAAGAUUCUAAGGAGGUUCUAUGUUUGUGUUACAUUUGAUUUAUUAUCUAUGUAAAAAAAAAAAAAAAAAAAAAUCAAAUGAUCAUUCAUAUGAUUAUUAUAAA
Molecule: messenger RNA, 1507 nt
Organism: Medicago truncatula (barrel medic)
Lineage: Eukaryota; Viridiplantae; Streptophyta; Magnoliopsida; Fabales; Fabaceae
Product: BTB/POZ and TAZ domain-containing protein 1
Exons: 5
Coding region: 150-1238 (362 amino acids)
Cellular component (GO): nucleus
Molecular function (GO): protein binding
Source: RefSeq, a predicted model, not a curated record